CUCCACUAUAAAAGCUGGAACUCUUGCCUGCAGUGCCUCAGUUGAAAGACAGCUCUCUAACAGUACUAUUCCCAAAAAAAACCACAAUGAGCGAGACCGAGCUUUCGAGUACCGUGACGCGGGCGUUACUGGAUCUCUACCAACGCCACCACGCUCCGUUGGACUCCCAGCCGAUGGCGGGAGUUGGGGAAAACGCCUACGGCCAGGUACUUCGGGUCAGCUGGCCGACGAUUCCCGAAGCACCGUCGGUGGUGGUGAAGAUGGCGCCAAAGAACGAGGCGCGCCGCGAGCAUAUGCAUGUGGUGGACUACUACGCACGCGAGGUGUUCAUGUACCGAGAGGUAUUCCCCAUAUUCCGGGAACUUAAUCCGGACCACAGCAUCUUCACUGUGGCGCCUGCUCUUGAGGCGAAUGGUCUGCAGCCUCCAAAUGAGUUUCUCAUCUUCGAGGACUUGGCUGGAAGUGGAUUUCGACCCUAUUCCCGCUGCUCCAUGCCCACCUACGACAUUGUCAUCUGCAUAAUGAAGGCCCUAGCCGAGAUGCAUGCCAGCUCCUUUGUCCUCCAAGCCAAGAACCCAGCCAAGUUCGAGGAACUGAUCAGCCAUAUCAAGAAGGAUAAUUUGUUUACCGAAAACAUUGAGGAAGUAACCAUAGAGUUUGGAAAGUUUCAGCUGAGGAAGACCAAAAAGAUGCUGGGAGCAUCGGAUGGAGAGCCAUCUGAAGUGGCAGCCAUGCGCGAGGUACUGGAUCUCUGUGAGAAACACUUCAAGGCCCUAGCUCUCUACAGCGUGGACGGGAAAUCCCAAAAUCCACACUCUGUUAUAUGUCAUGGUGACUUCUGGAACAACAAUAUCCUGUAUAGAUACGAGCCCAAUCAUGAUCAGCCCGUGGAGGCCAAGCUCAUCGACUUCCAGAUGUCCCGCUAUGCUCCUCCAGUCUUGGAUAUAAUCCACUACCUGCACACCUGCACGGAGAAACCACUGCGAGAUGAGCACUUUAUCGCCUUUAUGAACGCCUACCACGAGACUCUUGGCCAGAAACUGAAGUCCUGUGGCCUCCGCAUCGAGGAGAUAUAUCCUCGCAGUAUUUUCAACCGGCAGCUCCAGCUCUACGGGGUGUAUGGCCUAAUUAUGGGCGCCUUCUCCUUGCCGUUCUUCGUUUCCAAUGCCAAUGAGGUGUUGGACAUCGACACUGUGUCGGAAGCCAUCAAGGACCUCUCGGAAACUGAGGCGCCACAGUACCAGGACCUCAUUGAAGAGUUCGAAAUGCUGAACGAACGGACGCUGCCCAUAUUUAAGCGGAGGAUGGUCGGCAUAGUUAAGGAUCUGAUCAAGUAUAACAUGACCGAGCCACUGUACAAGUUCGAGGCCUAACAAGGAGCUUCAGUAUUCAAAAAAAUAAACAAUUUCGUUACCUGUUUAAUA
Drosophila ananassae is the source of this 1424-nucleotide messenger RNA. RefSeq lists its product as uncharacterized. The transcript has 2 exons. The coding region runs from base 87 to 1373 and encodes 428 amino acids. Lineage: Eukaryota; Metazoa; Arthropoda; Insecta; Diptera; Drosophilidae. The record is from RefSeq and is a predicted model, not a curated record.